This is a messenger RNA of Leptidea sinapis, 4920 nucleotides long. Its product is annotated as UBX domain-containing protein 4. Gene Ontology annotation, molecular function: protein binding. The transcript is spliced from 12 exons. NCBI's taxonomy places the organism in Eukaryota, Metazoa, Arthropoda, Insecta, Lepidoptera, Pieridae. The coding region runs from base 139 to 1800 and encodes 553 amino acids. The record is from RefSeq and is a predicted model, not a curated record.
UUGAUGUGUCAUGUCUUUGUGCAAUAUAUUUAUUCGAUAAACAAAACCAAAAUACAAUAAAAAAUUGUAAAAUAAUCAGUAUUCAGGUUACUAGUUUGCAGCUGUAGUUAAAAAUCAAUUUAUAAAAAAAAAUCUAUCAUGCAUUGGUUUGGAGGAACGAUUGCUGAGGCAGUAUCUCUCUCAAAACAACGAAAGGCUAUUUUUGUUGUUUUCGUUGAAGGCGAUAAUCAACCAUCCAAAGAUUUGGCAGCGACCAUCGACGAUCGAGAGGUCAUUAAGCGUCUCGCCGAUCAGUCGCAAUUCCUCGCCGUGAAACUGAAGAGUGGAUCUGAGAAUUACACAUAUUUUGCACAGAUCUAUCAAUUUGUGCCCGUUCCAUCAUUAUUCUUCAUCGGACGCAAUGGCACACCAUUGGAGGUUGUAUGUGCUGGCAUACAGGCACCGAGCCUAGCAGAGAGGAUUGACAGAAUACUGGAACAAUAUUAUAAAGGCGAGCAAACAGUUAAGCCAUCUACAUCGAGGCAAAAUAUCCAAGAGGAAACAACAAAUCUUUUACAAUCCGAAGCGGCGCACAGUGUUAAAACUGCAGCUGCAGAUUCUGAACCGACUGAUUCUGAAACCGUACCAAAAAUAACUGCAUCGGGUUCACCGGGAGUUGCUUCAGCUAAGCGAGAAAGUGAUGCACCACAAGAUACAGAUUCUUCAGCGUCCAAGAUCCCCAAGACAUAUCAUGAGGUAACGAAUUCAGGGCAGGAGUAUGAUGUGGUGUGCGAUGGAGAUGUCUGCGUCAGGAAACCCAGAGACAAGGAGAUGCCUGGACCGAGUCGCGUAGAUGCCAAUGAUAAAAAAGAAACCACAACGGAGCAGACACCAAGCGAGGUCAGUAAUGAAGAGACACUAAGCGAGGUCAGUAAUGAAGGGACACCAAGCGAGGUCAGUAAUGAAGAGAAGGUGGGACGUGCCAUAGAGUUGUUGGAGGCGAGACGACGAGAGAAAGAGGAGAAGGAGAAAGAGCUAGAGAAGCAGAAAGAAUUGGAGAGACGCGCGAUCGGCCAAGGUGUUGCUGAGUUGAAGAAGUGGCAGGCUGAUCAGGAGCUGAAGCAGAUCCAGGAGGAACGCAAACGCGAGAAGUUAGAGAACAAUCUGGCCAGACAACGGAUCCUGGAGCAGAUUGCUCAGGACAGAGCCGAGAGGAAGGCCAGGGAGCAGCAGCCUCUACCGGCGCCACAGACUCCAUCACCCACCGUCAUCACCACUUUCGGCGACGGCAGUGUCCGCGCGAGAGUUCAGUUCAAGCUGUCUGAUGGAGAGUCCCACACGGCUCACUUCGAGCCCUGGGCCACCCUCGACGAGGUGCACCGAUAUGUCGCCGACAACUUGCAGAUGACGCGGUCGUCGUUCUCGCUGUGGACGGCCUUCCCGCGCCGCGAGCUGACCGAAAACGAUGCGACUCUGCGCGACCUGCAGCUGGUGCCGUCCGCGGCACUGCUCGUGUUGCCGCGUCGUGUUACUGUCGCCACCACAAGAAACAGUUCCUUUUCGUCAAUUGUUGAGUACAUCACCCAACUGUUCUCCACUUUCAUCAUGGACCCUGCAUUCCAACUGUACAGCUGGCUCCUGAGCCGCGUGUGGGGAACCCCAGCUGUGAGACCCCGUAGCUCGAGCCCCAACCCUCGCGGCCCCCGUAACCCCACAAACCCCACCAUCAGGCGACGCGGUAAUGUCCACAGGCUGAACGGCGACAGGCCGAGUGAUGAUGAAAAUAAUACAUGGAAUGGUAAUUCUACGCAACAGAUGUGAAGAUAAGGUGGCUUAUGUGAAGCAAAGCUAUAGAUAUAUGUAAAAUAAUUCCUAUUAUGUUUAUAAUAUAGUGUUUUAUACUUCACUAUCUAUACUUCAAAAUUCCUAUUACACUAUUAUAGACUGUUGUUAAUAUACAUAUUUAUUUACAACUGAUAUUAUUUUUAUUUUUUUUCUGUUACUAACGACAACGCUUCUUGCACACGAUGCCAAAAUCUUUUGGGAGUAUUUGACGAUAUUGCGUAUGUAUUUAUUUAUAAUAAAAUAAAGGUGAAUUACGCGCCCUUUUGCGCAGUACAAACGUAAUUUUUUUUUUCUGUUGCUGACAUUUUUUUUUGUUAUAAUAGGUUACAUUAUCUCUGGACAUGACGUCGAUGACGUCACAUCGUCGUUUUGAUACGGUGUGCAGAACAAGCAUCAUUCAUAAUAUCCUAAUAUUAUUAUUAAUAAAUAAACUACGAUUAAUUUUUUUCAGUAUUAUAGAUUGAUGUAAAGGUGUUGCGAUGUGAUUGAAUCUGGGUUAAGUAUAUUUUUUUUCUGACAGACAGACUGUUAAAAACAUAAGUCAAAACGUGACAAUGAAAACAUCAAAAACAAAGCAGUGAUAGCACGAAAAUAUCACGACUUGUAACGGUAAUGAGACUGCAAACCGUAGGGGGGGGGUCACAUUCCAGUGAGGUCCAGACAUAAAAGAAUCUCCAUUACAUGCGUGAGGUUUCUAUCGCAUUUUUUUUCUUUAUUUUUACAAUUUAUGAGUACAUUAUGAACGGCCAAAGUUCAGGUAAAAUUUGUGCAAAAAAUCUGAUAGUUGGAGGGUUAGUUUUUUUAAAAUCGUAUUUUCUGCUUCGUUUUUUUUUGGAUUUUUUUUAGAAAGAUGCCGCAAUAAUAAUGUAUGAGAGUUAGUACGAAAAAUUUGACGAGUUGGCCGCUCUUUAUAUAUCAGUAGGCCAGUCAUAUCAUGUCCAGUUACGGUGCUAGUCGAAGUCACAACAAACACUUCUCCCAAGUCAAUGAAUCUACUAAAUGUUCGGAAAAAGUAGAGCUCGCGAGAAGAACAUACAAGAAACUCAACGGCCACUUUCAAAGUGAAACUUAAAUAGUGUUUCUCCACUACUGCUUCACGGGCAGAAAAUGACGCCGCUGUACCUAUGUAGCCGGCAUCUUGCCACAAGAUGCCUCCCACUGGAAAAUAAAAGCAUUGAGCCUUUGAUAAUCUAUACGUCUCGAUAGAGCCUCAUGCUGUUAGGCAAAGCAUGACCACAAGCCAGGCUUAUUAAUUAAUUGUGCGUGACUGUCACACACUCGCAACAUGUAUGUCACUUUGUGCGAGCGUUGCUGAAAAUAGAGGUUAACAGUUCACCGCUAUUUUUUCAACAACUGUCACAGUCUAUCUAGACGUAUAAAUUAUCUAAGCAUUGAACAUUACCACUACCAUUAAGAUUUUUUUUUUAAUUUCUUUUGAAGGUCUGUGCAUACUUCUUUCUGUGACAUAAUCAUCACAACCUUCCCUUACUUUUUUCUGAUUGUUUUCCUCUGUUAGUUUUCUUCUCUACUUGUUCUUAACUCAUUCUCUUGAUGUAGCACAUAGAAUAUUCUAAAGUCAUUUAUUAUCCCCCUUAUAACGCUAAGACGCCUAGUAAAGCGAACAUAUUAUAUUAGGAACACCUAUAUAAAUCCACAUUCAUACAAUCCAUAUCCAGCGAUUUUAACCUGACCAAUGAGCGUUCAGUAUGUUGCGCCCGCUCACGUCGGUUAGUUGGCUGAACUGUUUGGAUUGCGAAUGUUUAGGUAUUAGGCAAUGAUGUUCUAUACAUAUACAGGGUGAUAUUUUGAGAAGGACGGUGAUGGCCAAGUCGGAAGAUACGAGACUUAGAGAAAAGUCAUGCCCUCGAUUUAUAAGAAUCCAAUAACUACAUAUUUAGUUUUUUAAAAUUUCUUGAACUUUUGACGGAAAUCGCCCGGAAUAAUUUUUCAAAAAAAUUACAUCUAUAUUAUAGAACCAAUGAACUCUGUUGCUGAUAAGGAUCAAACUUCGCAAAUAUAUGUAUUACUAAAAAUGAACAGAACAUGCUAAAAAUUACACUCUCGACUCGAUUGCUAUAUCUAUACAUUGCCGCAUUUACUCCAGUUGUUUAAAAUAUUCUUGCCCAAUAAACAGCAAUGUAAAUCAUUUAUUCAGUUUAGAUUUGAUUCGAACAGUGACAGUUGACUUACGACUAAGUAGAAAAGUGUGCUUACAUUGUCCAUAUGCACACUUUUGCCGUUCCGAUAACAGAACGUGAUUGAUAAUGUCCUUAUAUGUGUAUAGAACAUCAUUGGUAUUAGGUGUCUACUGGGUAAUACGGUCGAUGUAUUAACAUCAUAAUCAGAUAACUUCGUUUAGUACAACACGGGCGAGUAAAAAAAGAAGGACUCCGUGUCACCUUACAUAACAGUGAAGCACCAAGACAAACCGGUAAACGUGUAAAUACCAAGCCCCCACACACACACUUACACUAAUACAAGCCGAUCGGCCGCCAGAGAUGAUCGGUGCCAUCAUGUGUGACAGAUCAGUUUGCGUCGCAUUAAAAUAAUUUAAAAAUGCCGUCGUGCGUGAAAAAGUGUAAAAAUAAUUCUAUAAUAGUAUUUGUGGAUGUAUGAUUAUUUAAGGGAGAAACAAUUGUGUAACUGGUAUCCCGUAAACGCACACACACUAGCAUAAUUAGGAAACUCAAACAAAAACCAUAAAUUCUAAUAGAUACUAAUAAAAUUGUUACAUCAAUGUCAUAAUCAUAAUAUAAUUGUCUAGUAUACUGACAGUGUCGAUUUGGCACUUAUCAAUGUCAAGCACUUUACCACUACUUUGGAAAAUUUAAAUAAUAUAUGUAUAAAUGGAAAUAUAUAUAACUUAAGUGUGUUUUUGUUAGGCUUAGACUAAUCACUAAGCUUACCUAACCCUAUUUAGUAUUUUUUUUUUCUUAGCAUAGAUAUUAUUAUAAAAAUAGUUACAUCAAUGUCAAAUAUUAUUGUAUUCGUCUAGUUUACUGACAGUUUCAAUUUGUCACUUAUAAAUGUCAAAAUAUGUUACUCAAUUACUUCGGAAAAAUUAUAUGUCUAAAUAGAAAUAAAUGCCACAUACUC